Messenger RNA from Lepus europaeus (European hare), 6526 nucleotides. RefSeq names its product N-acetylated alpha-linked acidic dipeptidase 2 (gene NAALAD2). Gene Ontology annotation, molecular function: carboxypeptidase activity. The transcript is spliced from 19 exons. The record is from RefSeq and is a predicted model, not a curated record. Lineage: Eukaryota; Metazoa; Chordata; Mammalia; Lagomorpha; Leporidae. Bases 42 to 2264 code for a protein of 740 amino acids.
CCGACAGCAGCCGGCGUUCGAGGCUCCGCGCGGAAGAAGCAAUGGCCAACUCCAGGGGCCGUCUGUACCUUUGGAUGUGCUUGGCUGCAGCUCUGGCAUCUUUCCUGGCGGGAUUUAUGGUGGGCUGGUUCAUUAAGCCUUUCAAAGGAACAACCACUUCAGUGCGCUAUCAUCAAAGUAUACGGUGGAAACUGGUCUCAGAAAUGAAAGCUGAAAACAUUAAAUCAUUUCUUCGCUCUUUUACAAAACUUCCUCAUCUGGCAGGAACAGAACAAAAUUUGCUGCUUGCCAAGAAAAUCCAAACUCAGUGGAAGAAAUUUGGGCUAGAUUCAGCCAAGUUGGUUCAUUAUGAUGUUCUUCUCUCUUACCCUAAUGAGACAAAUGCCAACUAUAUAUCAAUUGUGAAUGAACAUGGAAUUGAGAUUUUCAAAACAACAUACCUUGAACCUGCACCAGAUGGAUAUGAGAAUGUUACAAAUAUUGUACCGCCAUAUAAUGCUUUCUCAGCCCAAGGCACGCCAGAGGGAGAUCUUGUAUAUGUGAACUAUGCUCGUACUGAAGACUUUUUCAAACUAGAAAGAGAGAUGAACAUCAACUGCACUGGAAAGAUUGUUAUUGCAAGAUAUGGGAAAAUCUUCAGAGGAAAUAAAGUUAAAAAUGCCAUGUUAGCAGGAGCCAUCGGGAUCAUCUUGUACUCAGAUCCAGCUGACUACUUUGCCCCUGAGGUACAGCCAUAUCCCAAAGGAUGGAAUCUUCCUGGCACUGCAGCCCAGAGAGGAAAUGUGUUAAACUUGAAUGGUGCUGGUGACCCACUUACUCCAGGCUAUCCGGCUAAAGAGUAUACUUUCAGACUUAAUGUUGAAGAAGGAGUGGGAAUUCCCCAAAUACCUGUACAUCCCAUUGGAUAUAAUGAUGCAGAAAUACUAUUACGCUAUUUGGGAGGAACUGCUCCACCAGAUGAGAGCUGGAAGGGAACUCUUAACGUGGGUUACAGAAUCGGGCCUGGCUUUGUAGGCAGUGAUUCUUUCAGGAAGGUUAGAAUGCAUGUUCACAACAUCAAUAAAAUUACAAGAAUUUACAAUGUCAUUGGAACUAUCACAGGAUCUGUGGAACCUGACAGGUAUGUUAUUCUGGGAGGUCACCGGGACUCCUGGGUGUUUGGAGGUAUUGACCCAACCAGUGGGACUGCUGUUUUGCAAGAAAUUGCCCAGAGUUUUGGAAAACUGAUAACUAAAGGUUGGAGGCCUAGAAGAACUAUCAUUUUUGCCAGCUGGGAUGCAGAAGAAUUUGGACUUCUGGGUUCCACGGAAUGGGCUGAGGAAAAUGCAAAAAUACUCCAGGAGAGAAGCAUUGCUUAUAUCAACUCAGAUUCAUCUAUAGAAGGCAAUUAUACUCUAAGAGUUGACUGUACACCCCUUCUUUACCAAUUGGUGUAUAAACUGACAAAAGAGAUCUCUAGCCCUGAUGAUGGUUUUGAGAGUAAAUCUCUUUAUGAAAGCUGGUUGGAAAAAGACCCUUCACCUGAAAAUAAAGAUUUGCCCAGAAUCAAUAAGCUGGGAUCUGGAAGUGAUUUUGAAGCUUAUUUUCAGAGACUUGGAAUUGCUUCAGGCAGAGCUCGUUACACUAAGAAUAGGAAAACAGAUAAGUACAGCAACUACCCAGUAUACCACACAAUUUAUGAGACAUUUGAAUUGGUAGAGAAUUUUUAUGAUCCCACAUUUAAAAAACAGCUUUCUGUGGCUCAGUUACGAGGAUCAUUGGUUUAUGAGCUUGCAGACUCUACAAUCAUUCCUUUCAAUAUUCAAGACUAUGCAAAAGCUUUGAAAAAUUAUGCAACAAGUAUCUAUAAUUUAUCCAAGAAACAUGACCAACAAUUGAAAGAAUAUGGAGUAUCAUUUGACUCCUUAUUUUCUGCUGUGAAAAACUUCUCGGAAGCCGCUUCAGACUUUCAUAGAAGACUUACACAAGCUGAUCUCACAAAUCCCAUUGCAGUGAGAAUUAUGAAUGACCAAUUGAUGCUACUGGAAAGAGCAUUCAUUGAUCCCCUUGGUUUACCAGGGAGGCGAUUUUACAGGCACAUCAUCUUUGCUCCAAGUAGUCACAACAAAUAUGCUGGAGAAUCAUUUCCUGGGAUCUAUGAUGCUAUGUUUGACAUUGAAAAUAAAGCAGACCCUCAUUUGGCCUGGACAGAAGUAAAAAAACAUAUUUCUAUUGCAUCUUUCACAAUUCAAGCAGCAGCAGGAACUCUCAAAGAAGUAUUAUAAGAAGAUCUUAGCCAAGUGGCUAGCCAUUAAAGGUGUUGCUGAAGAUAAAAUUCAUCUUUUUAAUAACUCGUGAAGCCAGUGUUCAAAAAUCUUGCUUUACAUGUCACGUUUUGACUUUAGAUUUCUAUCUUGUUCAUCUGCAAAGAGCUUUUUGGCUCUUUAAAUAUUCAUAACUAUAUUACAAAAGUGUUGGUCUAACAAAACAAAAAGCCCCUGUUAUGUGGCAGGAAAAAAAAUAACAGAAAUUUAACUGAAAUUAAUGACAAGGAAUUUGAAUUCUCAGAAAUCGCUAGUGGGAAUGUAAAGUGGUAUAACCAUUUUAAAUGCUGGAAAACAGUUUGAUAGCUUCUUAAGUUAAAUAUGACUACAAAGUUCCAAUUGUAGGUGUCUACUCAAGAAGGAAAAAAAACCUUCUUGACCGUAUGGUAGGAACAACCCAAAUGUGCAUCAUCAGAUAAAUGAAUAAACUGUGAUAUAUCUGCAGUGGAAUAAUAAUCAGCAAUACAAAUGAAAUAACUGUUAAUAGUUGCGAUAUUACUGGCAGCUGUGAUUGAGGGAAAGAAGCCAGACACAAGUGAGUACACAGCAUAUAAAUCUAGUUAUAUAAAGAAGUGGCACAACUAUAGUAUUCUGUUGGUACUUAGAUCAGUGGUUGCCUAGACAGGUGGUCAGUAGAGGAGGAUGGCUGCAAAGAAGCUUGAGGAAACUUUUUUUUUUUUUUUUUUUGGUGUCUUAAGCUGAGUGGUGGAUACACAGGCAUAUACAUUUGUCGAACCGGCUCAUACUUAAAAUGUAUGUGUACAUUUUAUUGCAGGAAAACUAGGCCCCAGUAAAUCUGAUUACAAAAGACAAACAAUAUACAAAAGUCCAUCUAAAAAACUGGAAUAGCACACUUUUAGAAAAUGAUGUAGUAUAAAUGCUCAGAAGAAAAAAUCAAUUGGGACAGGCAUAUUGCUUAGUUUGAUGUAGUAUAAAUGCUCAGAAGAAAAAAUCAAUUGGGACAGGCAUAUUGCUUAGUUUUAAGAUGUCAUUUAAGAUGUCUGUAAUCUUCUAUCACAGUGCCUGGGCUUGAGCUUCUGCUAUUUUUUUUUUUUUUUUACAGGUAGAGCUACAGACAGUGAGGGAGACAGAGAGAAAGGUCUUCUUUCCGUUGGUUCAGCCCCCAAGUGGCUGCCAAGGCCAGCGCUGUGCCAAUCCGAAGCCAGAAACCAGGCACCUCCUCCUGGUCUCCCAUGCAGGUGCAGGGGCUCAAGCACCUGGGCCAUCUUCCACUGCCCUCCCGGGCCACAGCAGAGAGCUGGACUGGAAGAGGAGCAAGCGGGACUAGAACCCGGCACCCAAAUGGGAUGCCAGCGCCGCAGAGGUGGAUUAACCAAGUGAGCCACGGUGCCUGCCGCUAGGUUCUGCUAUUGAUUCCAGCUUUCUGCUGAUGCAAAUCCUGGGAAAUAGUAGGGGACGGCUCAAGUAGUUGGGGUCCUGCUACCCAUGAAGCUCCUGGUUUCAACCUGGCCCAGCUCUGGCUGUUGUAAGCAUUUGGGGAGUGAACCCGCAGACAGCUUUCUCUUUCUCUGUCUUCCAUGAUUUAAAAAAAAAAAAAAAAAAAAACCAGGAAAUAAAAAUGUUUUAAAGAGUAGCAAUUAGCUGAGGAACAAAAAUUUCCAACACAUCUCAAUACUACUAGAAGAUACUUUACUGAUUUUCCAAAAUAAAAUAUACAGUAUGCACAAUAAUGACCUUGAGUCAUCUAGAUACAUUUUAAACACAGGAGUGGGUACUAGUAGUAGUAAGAUGCUACUUAGGACACCAACAUUCCAUAUUGAAGUACCUGGGUUUUAAGUUCUGGCUUCCAGCUUCCGCAAAUGGGCACCCUAUGGGGGAGGUGAUGGCUCAAGUAGUUGGGUCUCUGUCACCUACAUGGGAGACCUGGCUGACUUUUAGACUCCUGACUUUUGCCUGCUCCAGAUCUGGCUAUUGUAGGCUUUUGUGAAGUGAACCAGCACAUGAGAUCUCUCUCUCUCAAAAAUGAGUUCUUCUUUUGCUUAAAGAGAAGAGUAUUCUUAAUUUGUAUUCUAUUUAUUAAGUAUAAAUGAAUGUAUGACAUGUAUAAAAUUAGACUAUGAAAAUAAUUUUUCUCAAUUCUUUUUUUAAAAGAUUUGAAAGUCAGAAUCACAGACAGGCAGAGAGAGAGUCUGUCUUCCAUCUGAUGGUUCACUCCCCAAAUGGCCACAAUGGCCAGAACUGUGCCAAUCCGAAGCCAGGAACCAGGAGCUUCUUCUGAGUCUCCCACAGGGGUGAAGUGACCCAAGAAUUUGGACCAUCUUCUACUCUUUUCCCAGACUGUAGGAGAGCUGGAUCGGAAGUAGAGCAGCUGAGACUCGAACUGGCGCCCAUAUGGGAUGCCGGCACUGCAGGCAGUGGCUUCACACACUACACCACAGUGACAGUUCCUGUUUUCUCAAUUCUAAGGAUUUAAUUUUGGUGCCAUAGUAUACUUGCAAAAGCACUUCAUUUGAGAGCAUAUACUUAAAAGUAACCGUUACCAUUUGCUAUGACCUGAGGCAAACAGUGCAACUUUCCUUUGCCUCAGAAAACAGGUAACAAUAUACAGCACAACCAUGGAAUUUCUGAAGAGUAAUUAAAGCCAUCAUGAAGCACUAGGGAAAGUGCUUGUCAUAUUUUAAUUGUGCCUCAAAAUUUGUUAUUACUGUCUACAACUUCAAACUAUUUCUUACAAAUAAUGCCUCCUAAAUUCCCAAACCUCAAUCACAAACAGGAUUUUUUGGAAUGUCCUCUUAAUAAGUGUAUUGUAAAAGUCCUGUGAUUACACACUUUUCCUGAAAGUUUCAAAUUACUGCCUAAAAAAAUUGGACUAGAAUUCCACCUAAGUAUCUUAUAAUUCGGAUUUUAUUAUCCUGUCAUUUGCUUCAGUCUCCCUAACCCCCUUAAAUUUGUUUCCCUAUGCAGUCUUUUCCAGUUAUAAUUUAGGUGGUGUAUUGGGAGGACCUGAAGGGAUCUUUAAGGUAUCAAAAACAGUCCAGGUUGGCCUCUAAUAUAAAGUAGGCAGUCUGGGAUCAAUCUUUUUAUGGGUCUUACCUUACUUGAGCCAUCAGCUUGUCUCCCAAGGUACAUGGUAACAAAAAACAAGAAUCGGGAUUGGGAUAGGAGCUCUGACCGAAACCUAGGCACUCCAAAAUGGAUGCAAGUGUCCCAAUGCAAACUCCACCCAUGUAAUCUUGUAAGGUUAUUCAUAAAAUUGUAAUUGCAACAAUCUCAAUUAUGAUCAGUCUAAAGAAUUGAAAUUUAAGUUGACAACUUUCACACUUCAUCUACCUUAAAAUACAGCAUGUCUGCCUAAAGUGUUUUAUCAUUGAUAUUCUAAGAAUUAAAAUUGAAGUCUGUGUCACACCCACACAGGUGUCCUUUCCCAUUCUUCUAAAGAAUAAUUUUUCUUUCAUACUUAAGAUCCAUUAUAGAUGAUUUUGGUGGCACACUGUGAAUGUUUACUAUGUGUGCCCAAAUAAUCUUUUAUUAUAUUUAUUCAUUUCCAAGCCUGUGUAUUCCUACUGUAGCAUACUCAAAGGCAGGGCUUCUCAUUGUUUUUUAAUUAAGUCAAUAUGCCCUCAAAGAAGUUCAGAAUGAUUGCAUCCUCCAAGUUAGCGAAGCGAUGUAUUAGAUGCAUCACAUGGCCUGUCUACUUAUGACUUCCAAAUCCUAAGAGCCAGGCAAAACCUCAGUGAAAGCUUCUGAUCUUACCAAUAGCCUUGGAAGACUUCAAGCGGAUGUAAUUGUAAUGUGUUGGACUCAGCAGUUUCUAGAGAAAAACAUGGUCUCUGAAACCUUUGUCUAAAUUCCCUACUUUUGUUUAGACUCUCCCUCUAUUCCAAAACAUGGGAGUUAUCCAAGAUUUUACUCUUCAGUUCAUAAUUCCUUUCAUUUCAAGAUCCAAGGUUUCUGAAUUUAAUCUCCUCUACCUACUGCUUCUGCUAUAUUUCAUCCUAACUGGUCUUGUUACACACCUCCAAUUGUUUCUUUCCUUCAAACUGAUCUUUCUAAAAUAAAAUGCAAGCUCUAUUACAAAUACAUGAAAGAGGUGUGUGGGGGAGGUGCUUAACUAUGUCUGUAGGAGUUUAGAAAUUAUUUUUAAGAAUGUUAAAAAAUUAUGUAAUGAGAUCCCUCAAAAAUUUGUGGAAAAUGAAUGAAAAUGCUAUACAUGGAUUUCCCCCCAAAUUUUUUUGCAUCAAAAUAAACUUCUAAUUCCUUUU